GCGUAUUGAUCACUGACACAGUCGCUCCCCUCAGUCAUACGUCCUCGGCGCUACGUGAAUUGGGCGACACAAAAUCGUGGAAGAGUAAGGAGGAAGAGUGAAGAUUUCGGUGUCACGUAGUUUAUAGCUGUGAUAAGGAGCACUGACGAUAUAUGUUUUGACAAGCGAUUGAAGAAAUCAGCUGUCCGGGUACUGGUGCACUAAUUAACAUCAGACGAGCUACAGUGUGAGAACUGGCUCUAGCAUGUCUGAGGCUUCCUAACAGUGAAGGGACACGAUUACCUUCACCUGAUAGAACCAUAGGUGCUUCCCUCUGACAGCAGACACAAGUGAUGACAGAGAUGCGUAAGGAGCCCCCUUGAAAUGGAUCUGAUCGACUAUAUUUCUCAGAUCCGCGCAUGCGUAGUGGAGAAAUUCUCUUCCUCCCCGUCAAGAGAUGUUCGACGGGAGACAACCGCUGGUGGUGACAGACGGGAUUCCGAAAUUGGAUCGUCUGUGGCGGAUAGAACGUCCAGGGACGAAGCAAGGCGGGAGAAUGAGCAGUUGUCUGCCGAGGUUGAAGGCGCCCAGAGAGAGUACAAGAAGUUGAAGCAGGUGGUGGAGCACCUGACCAGGGAUUACGAGGCAUCUAAGGACUUCGACCCUUUACGGAGGUACAAGAAGAUGAAAGGGAUGGUGAAACGUACCGUCCUUCACCUGCGGCUAGACCCAGACCAGCAGGGGUCUUCCCAGGGGAUUGUGGGGCUGGUCCAGGGGUGCAAGGACUACACCCUGCAGCUCGAGGGCGUCAAGAGACGAGGGGAGAGAACUAACAAGAUGAGAAAGGAGGACAUCGUGUCUGAGAACGAGAAGCUUCAGGAACAGAAGAAGGAGCUGAAGCGGAAGUGUUCCAUCAUCCGGGAUCUUGUGCUGAAGCUUGAACGCAACUACGAACACUCCAAGCGCUUUAUGAUGGCGCAGAGAUAUGGCAUGAUCAAGGACAUGAUCAAAACAGUCAUUCAUGAUAAACUCAUACAGUGAGAGUUAUUCCCCUUACAUUUGCUGUUUGUGAUGCCGGUUGAGUAAUUUGAGUGGCUAAAACAGAUUUUCAAGGACCCGAAAACUAACUAAAGACGAUGCUAUCUGCACAUGUGCUUCUGUAGAAACUGUGAAAAACCUGCGAAUGUGUGAUUUAACUGAAACAGAUAUUCAUAAGUUAUGACUAUUGUCAUCUGCCGUGAUAAGCAUAUAAAACGUGGAUAUCUCUACCAACACCGUCAUCGUGAUGUCAUCAUAUUGGCUUUAAACCUACACAUACAUAUUACAGUAGUGGAUCGUACAUAUUAGGAACGUCAAUUUGUAAAGGGCGACGACAGUUUUAAGCGAUAAACCGGAGUCCGAUGAACUUACGCCAGCUUCACUUGUGUCGACGUGUUACAAGAGCAGGUGUUUGUGUCCAUGUGUUACCAGAGCAUUCAUGUCACCAGAGCAUGGGUUCGAAUCCACGUGUCACCAGACCAUGGGGUUCGUGCCCACGGGUAACAAGAGCAUUCGACGUGUCACCAGAGCAGGGGUUCUUGUCCACGUGUCACCAGAGCA
This is a messenger RNA of Haliotis rubra (blacklip abalone), 1578 nucleotides long. RefSeq lists its product as uncharacterized. Bases 364 to 1020 code for a protein of 218 amino acids. Lineage: Eukaryota; Metazoa; Mollusca; Gastropoda; Lepetellida; Haliotidae. The record is from RefSeq and is a predicted model, not a curated record. The transcript is spliced from 6 exons.